This is a messenger RNA of Strongylocentrotus purpuratus (purple sea urchin), 689 nucleotides long. RefSeq lists its product as uncharacterized. Bases 186 to 689 code for a protein of 167 amino acids. Lineage: Eukaryota; Metazoa; Echinodermata; Echinoidea; Camarodonta; Strongylocentrotidae. The transcript is spliced from 2 exons. The record is from RefSeq and is a predicted model, not a curated record.
AAGUUCAAGAACUACACAAGGGUGUCCCCAGAGAUGUUUGAUGACCUGUUGGUCAGGCUUACACCCCACUUGCAGAAAAAGGACACCCACAUCAGGAAGGCCAUUCCCCUGGUCUCAAGCUGUCCGUCUUCCUGCGCCAUCUCGCCAAUGGGGCCACCUAUGCCGAGCUGUCUUUCAACUUCCGAAUGGGCAAGGAAACCAUCCAGAAGUUUGUCCCUGAUGUAGCCAGAGCGGUAGUGGAUGAGUAUGCUACAGAAGUCAUCUCCCUCCCCACAACCAAUGAAGGCUGGCUUGAGGUUGCAGGUGAUUUUGAAGCCAGAUGGAAUCUUCCUCACUGUCUGGGAGGCUAUGACGGAAAGCACAUCCGUCUCCAGAAGCCCAACAAAUCAGGCAGCCUUUACUUCAACUACAAGCAGUUCUUCUCGGUUGUCCUGAUGGCUCUGGUAGAUUCAAAAUACCAGUUCCUUUGGAUCGAUUGCUUCCUUGGCCAGAUGAGACAGGAACCAGACACAGUCCGCCUGCUCAUUGAAGCUGCCGUCAUGCUGCACAACCUCAUCAGGAAGCACUAUCAAGCAUGGGACGUCCGCAUGUUGGACCAGGAGGAUGCCCAGCACAACCUCAUCCCUAGAGCUUGGAGAACUGCCGCCAUCACUGUGAGAACGUCCUGCGAUGCCGCCCUGCUGUUAUAG